AUGCCUCCCGUGGCCAUAGACGGUGAUAGUGGGUUGUGCAAAUUCAAGAAGAAAAGGGAGCAAAAGCAUGGAUUGAAUAUGUAUUUAACAAUUUCCCAAUGUCAUGAUGUUGUGGCUUGCGGUGGUGAGGUAGUGGUGGACGGAGGAGUAGAUGAAACAUGGAUGACUUUGAACAGUCCAGAAAACUUCGAAGACAGAAGAGUGGUGGAAGCAGUGGAAGAUGAAAUCCGCGGUUACGGUGGCGGGACAAGUAGGCCGGUUAACAAUAGCAUUGUGGAGGAAGAACUGGUUGAUUUGUUUGUCGUCCCCCUGACGUAUGAGAACGAAGAAUUUCUAGAAGAGGUGGACGAAAUUUUCCGUUCAGCUAGUAAGAGAAAUGUGGUAGAUAUUGUGGAAAGAGUAACCGAAGACAGAAAUACUGUGGUCGGGGACAACAAUGGAAAACGGAAGAGGGAUUGGUUAGCAAGAAAUGGCGUUAGCGGUAGUGAUAUUACCGGCAGUUGUUUCUGA
Arabis nemorensis is the source of this 510-nucleotide messenger RNA. The record is from the annotation of a GenBank genome assembly. NCBI's taxonomy places the organism in Eukaryota, Viridiplantae, Streptophyta, Magnoliopsida, Brassicales, Brassicaceae.